Messenger RNA from Apis laboriosa (Himalayan honeybee), 1858 nucleotides. RefSeq names its product GATOR complex protein NPRL3 (gene Nprl3). Gene Ontology annotation, biological process: positive regulation of autophagy; negative regulation of TORC1 signaling; cellular response to amino acid starvation. Gene Ontology annotation, cellular component: GATOR1 complex. NCBI's taxonomy places the organism in Eukaryota, Metazoa, Arthropoda, Insecta, Hymenoptera, Apidae. The transcript is spliced from 7 exons. The record is from RefSeq and is a predicted model, not a curated record. Bases 145 to 1776 code for a protein of 543 amino acids.
UGAUACUUAUAUUUUAAAUUUAAAAUAAGUUCGAUAUUUGAUUAUAUAUAUUUAUUAAUUUCAUUUUUAAUUGAUUAAAUUUAUUCGUUUAUAAUUUAUUGAUGGCAAGAUUUUAUAUAACCUGUACAUUAGUUAAUUGUAGUUAUGGAAAUAAAUCCGCUAAGUAUAAUUCUUGUGAAAAGUGAUAGUAAAGGUGAUAGACUUUUAUUUCGAUAUCCACAUGUGGCGAAACAUACACGAGAUUUUAAUCAAUGUACUAAAAGAAAAAAUCCUUAUUCAUUAACCAUCACAGAAGAUUUAUUGCAGUCUUUACCUUUUCCAAUUUCUAACAUAAGCAAUGGAAAUUUAACUGGAGUUACUGAUGAAGUAUUAUCAACAUUAUUUGCUGUUAAACCAGAAUUAUGUGAGCAAAAAUUUGAAUUAAAAGUAAAUGAUGUUCGGUUUGUUGGACAUCCAACUUUAGUUCCAUCUCAUGGUAUGAAAGAAGUUAAUUCUUCAAUGCUUUUUAAUAUAGUUUUUGCUCUACAAGCACAAGCCAGUCAUUCUAUAGUAAAAUGUUAUUAUGAUUUAAGUAAAAGGUUAGGUAUAGCUUUAAGACAUGAAGAAAAACGAUGUGGAUUUUUAACAGAAGAAAUAAAAAUUAUGGUUUCUACUCAUGAUGAAGUUGCCACAAGAUCAGAAGGUGAAAGUGAUUGUGAUGAAUCACCUUAUGAAUUAAUAUUGCAAAGAAGUUCACUUUCACGUGAUUUAAAAUCUGUGUUUAGUAGUCUGACUACUUCUGGUAUAAUUAAUAUUAUGAUUAAUAAAUGGAUUCAAGUACGUUUCUGCCUUCCUCAAAAAGUUCAUCAAUCUCACAAAAAAGGAUUUGUUAUUAAUCCAGAAAUAAUAGAUAGAUGUUUAAACAGUUUAAGGCCUUAUCAUGGUAUAUUAUUACUCAUUGAACCUUUAGAUUUAUUGGAUUCACUUCCGAUAGAUUCUUCUCCAGCUCUUAAACGCUUAAUUCAAAUGUAUAGUCCACUGAAAAGUUUACAAACUUUAGCUGCUGAUUCUGAUUUAACAUUAACUCAAGUUUUUCAAUUAACUGGACAUUUAAUAUAUUGGGCUAAAGCUACUAUAAUUUAUCCUCUUUGUGAAAGUAAUGUUUAUGUUGUAUCACCAGAUGCUAUUAUCACAAAUCAAUUGUUAGAAUUAUUUUCUGAAGAAUUUCCAGGACUUUGUUUAUUACAAGUUCUCAGUGAUUUUUCAUUACCAACAUCUAUAAGUCAAAAAUUAAAUCCUUUAAGUCAGUCACAACAACAAACACAAUUAGUAAAAACAAUAAUAUGGUUAUUAAAGAAUCAUUUGCUUCUACAAUUACAUACAUAUGUACAAUAUAUGCCAACAGUUCAUGGUCAAGUAUCAUUGGAUGCAAAAGAUGAAUUGAAUCAUAAUUUAAAUGAAAUCACAGAAAAUAGUAAUGUAUGGAAUUUAAAUGAUGUCUCAAAAGCUUCUGCUGAUAUAAACGAAGAAAUAUCAAUAACACUUCGUAAAGAAAAUGGAAUGUACAAUUAUCAAUCAGAAGAUUAUGAUAUUCCUUCUGAUGACAGAAAAUUACUUGACAAACUGUGUCGUCUUGAUUAUUUUAAUGGAGGCUAUCAUUUAGAAGAGAUUAUGUAUUUAGAAAAUAUUCGUAGAUCCCAAUUAUUACAGAUUUUAGAUAAAUUUCGAGACAUAUUAAUUACAUGUGAAUGUGAAGAUCCUGCUAUAGCUCUUUUUUAUAGCCAAUUUAACUCCUAAAAUUUUAAUUCUAAAUAGAUAUAAAAAAGAUUUUAAAUUGUAUAUAAAUUACGUUUUGCAAAACAUUUUUAAUUUCAUUAUC